Molecule: messenger RNA, 270 nt
Organism: Pyricularia grisea
Lineage: Eukaryota; Fungi; Ascomycota; Sordariomycetes; Magnaporthales; Pyriculariaceae
Exons: 2
Coding region: 1-270 (89 amino acids)
Source: RefSeq, a predicted model, not a curated record
AUGGUGACCACUGCGUUGAGUUGGGAGACGCGACUCAAGCUGGAGGGCGUGCUCGCUGACAAGAAGUCGAUACGUGGCACGCGCAACCUUGGAAAUCUUCAAGUUCAUAGCAUCUCAUUCCGCAACCAUAAGCUCUCGUGCGACAAGUUCAGCUCAAAUAGCUUUGCCAGACCGGCCAUGGUGAAAACUCUUGGGGCUGAGUUCAAUGGUAACCGACAGCCAGGCACCCCAGCAAUGGCGCGAAGCAACCGCACUACGUUGGCAGCAUGA